This is a messenger RNA of Bombina bombina (fire-bellied toad), 3179 nucleotides long. It is a transcript of the gene MAN2B1, whose product is annotated as mannosidase alpha class 2B member 1. The transcript is spliced from 24 exons. Bases 63 to 3041 code for a protein of 992 amino acids. The record is from RefSeq and is a predicted model, not a curated record. Gene Ontology annotation, biological process: mannose metabolic process. Gene Ontology annotation, molecular function: carbohydrate binding; alpha-mannosidase activity. Gene Ontology annotation, cellular component: lysosome. Lineage: Eukaryota; Metazoa; Chordata; Amphibia; Anura; Bombinatoridae.
CGUGAUGUCAGAAUUUGUUAAAGGAUUGAGAAUUAGCCGCUACCGUCACAUGACAGAUUGUUAUGGAGCAUCUCAGGCUGCGAGUGCUCCUGUUGCUACUGUGCCUAUGGAGCCUGGCGGAAAGUUGCGGCGUAGAGACAUGUAAUAAAGCACCAAACGAGUUUCUUAAUGUGCACCUCAUUCCUCACACUCACAAUGAUGUGGGUUGGCUGAAAACUGUGGACCAGUAUUACUAUGGAGCACUCAAUGAAAUUCAGCAUGCUGGGGUGCAGUAUAUUCUGGAUUCCGUAAUCCCUCAACUCAUCUCGGACCCAGGGAAAAGAUUUAUUUAUGUUGAAACUGCUUUUUUCUCUCGCUGGUGGGAGCAACAGAAUGAGGCUUUAAGAAGGGAUGUGCUUCGCCUUGUACAGGAAGGCCGCUUGGAGUUUAUAAAUGGUGGAUGGUCUAUGAAUGAUGAAGCUGCCACUCAUUAUAAUGCGAUCAUCGACCAGAUGACACUGGGGUUGCAGUUCCUGCAGACUACCUUUGGUGACUGUGGGAGGCCACGAGUAGCCUGGCAUAUUGAUCCAUUCGGACACUCCCGUGAGCAGGCCUCUUUGUUUGCCCAGAUGGGGUUUGAUGGCUUUUUUUUUGGACGUCUGGAUUAUCAAGAUAAACUGAACCGAGAACAAAUAAAGGACAUGGAGAUGGUUUGGAGGGGAAGUGAUGACUUUAUCCCACAUUUUGCUGACCUCUUCACUGGAGUUCUCCCUAAUGGUUACAACCCCCCAUCUGGUUUUUGCUGGGAUCUACUGUGUUCCGAUUCUCCUAUUAUGGAUGAUCCGACCCUGGAGGAUUAUAAUGCAGAUCUUGUUCUGAACACGUUUUUCAAGGCAGUUCAGUCGCAGUCACAGCACUAUCGUUCUAACCACAUCGUAAUGACAAUGGGGUCAGAUUUCCAGUAUGAAAAUGCCAAUCUAUGGUUUAAGAACAUGGAUAAGCUGAUUAAGCUAGUUAACUCUCAGCAAGCAAAAGGGAGUAAGGUGAAUGUCCUUUAUUCAACGCCGACCUGCUAUCUGAACGCGUUGAAUAACGCCAAUCUGAGCUGGUCUGUGAAGUAUGAUGAUUUUUUUCCAUAUGCUGACGGCCCGCACCAGUUCUGGACAGGAUAUUUCACUAGCCGCCCUGCCUUUAAACGCUACGAGAGGAUGAGUAACAACUUCCUGCAGAUUUGCAACCAGCUGGAGGUGAUAGCUGGACCAGAAUCAAGGGAUGGACCAUAUGGGACGAGCAACAGCACUGUUCUGAGGCGUGCGAUGGGCGUGGCGCAGCAUCAUGACGCUGUGACUGGUACAGCAAAGCAACAUGUAACCAAUGAUUAUGCUUUUCGUUUGUCUAAGGGUUGGGAUGCCUGCCAGGUGUUGGUCAAAAACGCUCUUUCCAAACUCACCAGAACAAAGGAGAAGUUUAUGUUCUGUAACCUGAUGAACAUCAGUGUGUGUCCCAUCACAGAGACAUCCAGUACUUUCACAGUGUAUGUGUACAACCCUCUUGGACAAAGCAUCACAUGGAAUGUUCGACUUCCUGUCAAUGGUCUAAAGUAUAAGGUCUCUGGCCCUUCUGGGGAUGUUGUGCAAAAUGAGGUGGUUGCAGUCUCUGACUUCACAAAGGCUGUCCGCAGGGAUAAAGGGACAGCUUCCAGUGAGUUGAUCUUCCAGUAUAGUGUACCUCCUUUGGGGUUAAGCAGCUUCUCAGUGGUACAGUUAUCCAGGCAAGAGAGAUUCUUCUAUAAGGGACAUACGAAAAUGAAACUGCCAAAAACAAUUGAAAACCAGUUUUAUAGGGUUGAUUUUGAUCCGGAAACAGGAUUAAUCUCUGGACUACACAAUCUGGAAAAACAAAUCUCACUGACCUUAAAACAGACUUUUUACUGGUAUAAUGCUAGUAUUGGCAACUCUGACAAUUCACAAUCAUCCGGGGCUUAUAUUUUCAGACCAAACCAGUCAAACCCAAGUCCUUUCACAAAGGUUGUCAACAGUUACAUGGUACAGAAUUCCCUAGUGCAGGAAGUAUAUCAGAACUUCUCUUCCUGGUGUUCCCAAGUUGUCAGAUUGUACAAGGGGCAGAAAUAUGUGGAGUUAGAGUGGACCUUGGGUCCUAUACCUAAUGAUGAUGGCUGGGGCAAGGAAAUCAUCAGUCGUUUUGAGACAACUCUGAAAACAGGAGGAGUAUUUUAUACUGAUGCAAAUGGUAGACAGAUCCUCAAGAGGAGGAGGGACUCUCGUGAAACAUGGAAGCUUAAUCAAACCGAGCCAGUGGCUGGAAAUUAUUAUCCUGUCAACAGCCGAAUUUAUAUACAGGAUCAAAACACUCAGUUCACAGUCUUAACCGAUCGGUCACAGGGAGGAUCCAGCAUCAACGACGGAUCGGUGGAACUAAUGGUUCACAGACGCUUGCUGUAUGAUGAUUAUAGAGGUGUGGGUGAAGCUUUGUUGGAGCCAGGAGAGUAUGGACAAGGGAUUGUGGUCAGAGGAAGACACAUUUUGCUACUGGACAAUCCCAGGGACUCUGCUGAUAUGCAUCGCCCAUUAGCUCUGCAUGAAUACAUGUCCCCCCACAUUAUCCUCUCCCCAAGUGAUUCUGUGCCUUAUUAUUCAGGACUGGAUUCUCAGAAACAGUUCUCCGCUUUAGGUGCAGAGCUCCCACAGAACGUUCACCUCCUUACACUUGCUCAGUACUCGGCAAAUUCCGUUAUCCUGCGCCUAGAACAUCCAUUCCAAGGCCACGACAGUGUGAAUUUUUCGCAGCCUGUUACAGUCAACCUGCAGACUAUGUUCUCCUCCUUCACUUUGUCUAACUUUGUGGAAACAACAUUAUCAGCAAAUCUGGAGAAGAGCAAACUGAAGCGCAUGGAAUGGAGAACGUCAGGAGAUCACAAAGCAUCCUCUCUUCCCAAUUUCAAAUCUAAGCUGGAUCCUUCUCAAGUGACUCUUAAACCUAUGGAGAUUCGCACAUUCUUGGCUACCAUCCAAUAUAAUAAUCGGCCCCACUGGGACAGUUAGCAACAAAACCUCAAAGGAUCGUACACAUGUGCAAGUCAAGGAGCCCCCUCAUUGUACAGCCCCUUUAAAUGGAGUGCCGUCACAUAGGCUACAUUUCUACAACAACAUAAAUAAAUUGUAUUUUCUUUCUCAAAAAAA